ACGUACAAAUCGCAUGAAUAUAUCUUUAAUCGCAUAAUGUUCGCAUACGUAAAAUUUAAUACGGAAUGUAAAAGACAUGAAGACAAAGAUAUUGUUGAUGUUACAAAAAUUAAACAUUUUAAUUUAAAUAAAUGGAAAAAUAAGUACCAUAAAAUAAAGUGCGGUACGAGUUUCUGCAUGGGCCUCAUUAUAUUUGUAGAAGAUACUAUUGAUGAAUUAAAGAAACUAAUUGCUACGAAAAGAGUCACAUUACCACCAAGAAAUAUAAGAGAAUCAGCAACAGAAACUGAUGCAGAAGAUAAUUUUACUGCAAAAAAGAAAGAAAAAUCGGAAGAAAUAAGGGAAGUGUUAAAACAAAAAAUUAAUGAUCUUGAAAAAAUAACAAUCAACGAAAUUAAUCAAGAAAAUCGAUCAAUAGGAAAUAAAAACAGAAAAUCAAACCAACAAUGCAUUUCAAAGGAUAAAUCUGAAAAAAAUGAAACAAAACGUACGACCGAAUGUAACAUUUUAUUACAUUAUAAUCUUGAAAAGGAAAACAAAACCUUGAAAUUACAAAUACUAGAAAAGAAUAGUAAAAUUGAUGAACAGUCAACACAGAUAAGAGAAUUAUCUACAUUGAAUAUUGAACUUCAAAAAAAUAUUAUUUCAUAUUUUGAUGAAUUUAAAGGUAAGCAUGAAAUUUCAGACAUGUGUCGGGAGCGUCCCAGAUAUGCACAAUAUGAAACAAAUACCACUCAGAUUGCUGAGUUAGUGUUAAGAUAAACUUAUAAAAUUUUAUUGAUGGUGUCUGU
Monomorium pharaonis (pharaoh ant) is the source of this 791-nucleotide messenger RNA. RefSeq lists its product as uncharacterized. The transcript has 4 exons. The record is from RefSeq and is a predicted model, not a curated record. Bases 37 to 762 code for a protein of 241 amino acids. NCBI's taxonomy places the organism in Eukaryota, Metazoa, Arthropoda, Insecta, Hymenoptera, Formicidae.